Parasteatoda tepidariorum (common house spider) is the source of this 1144-nucleotide messenger RNA. RefSeq lists its product as uncharacterized. NCBI's taxonomy places the organism in Eukaryota, Metazoa, Arthropoda, Arachnida, Araneae, Theridiidae. Gene Ontology annotation, biological process: intracellular signal transduction. The record is from RefSeq and is a predicted model, not a curated record.
GCAGGCAUAAGGGUUCAACUAGUUAAAUAACUUUGAGUUGAUUAUUACUAUUAGACUUUUCAGAGUUCUCGCAAUGGCUGAACAGAAUAAAUAUUUUUGUUUAGACAACCUAGACAAGUUGAUUGCUAAAUCUCCAGAUAAAUAUUUUACCGUUGACGAAAAACGCUUUCUUCUUUCAUAUAGAGAUAAAGCUAAUAACAUUAGAGAUACUACUUUUAAUGGCAUAUUUCAUCAUAUGUAUUUCAAUGUCCUAGGUUGUGGAGGUGAGACCAUUGAUAUAGUCCUAAAGGUGAUUAAGGAACUUAAAUUGGAUCUCUGGACUAUGUUCAAGAACAAACUUCCGUUAGACAACCUCGGCAUUUCUCACGGUUGUCUCAUGGUCAAUCACAAAGCAUUCCUCAGAAUAACAGAAGCAGGAGCCUCUAACGAAAUAUUACUAGAAGACUUUUAUUCUUGCCUCAACUUUAAAUUGUAUUUGGAUGAUGAAGGCUACCUUACGUGGGACAAAAAUUGGAAUGGUAUGUCUAGAAAUCCUCUCAACUUCCGUGCGAUUCAGCUUCUGGAUCUUUAUGUUCAGUUCUCUUUUGACGAUAAAUCUGCAGAUCUCGAAAUGGCCGUGCGAGUACUCUGGAGCUCUAUUCCAGAUGCCCUUCUGACCAAAACCGAUAUUUUCAGACUUUUUGAGGGAAUCAAUCCUAAAUGCUAUCAGAAGAUAAAUGACGUAUGGCAAUGGUACUGCAAUCUAGUGAAUUAUGAGGAAACUUCUGAUAAGCGUCCAAGAUCUCUGAAGCACCUUUCAAGAUGCAUCAUCAGAAACAGAUUAAGAGAAAACUUUAAGUUGCCCGAAGGAGUGGAAGAACUGGGCGUUCCCAAACAUGCCCAGAAGUAUUUACUUCUGAAAGAUUUCUACAGAAUAGAUUGAAUACUUUGACUUGGAAUCAUUUAUUCGAAGUAUUUCAUGAAAGAUAUUAAGAAUUAAUCUCGUAAGGAUUUGAAUCCAUAUGUUAUUGUUUCCUAUGAACACACUCUUUGUGCUAUUAGCGUCACUGUUAAACAUGAAAAUUUUUUUCUUUAUAUUAAUAAACAGUGUACGAUUGAUUUUUGUUUGCGACUUUUAAAUAAAUUUUUCUUAUUGAUUGCUUUU